This is a messenger RNA of Acanthochromis polyacanthus (spiny chromis), 8494 nucleotides long. RefSeq names its product PMS1 homolog 1, mismatch repair system component (gene pms1). NCBI's taxonomy places the organism in Eukaryota, Metazoa, Chordata, Actinopteri, Pomacentridae. Gene Ontology annotation, cellular component: MutLalpha complex. The record is from RefSeq and is a predicted model, not a curated record. Gene Ontology annotation, biological process: mismatch repair. Bases 193 to 2946 code for a protein of 917 amino acids. The transcript is spliced from 13 exons. Gene Ontology annotation, molecular function: ATP binding; ATP-dependent DNA damage sensor activity; ATP hydrolysis activity.
GCAGUGGAGGGGGCGGGAAGCAGGACGUUUCCGGCGUGUAGCUCGUGUGUGUUCUGUUAUGAAGGAUUGAAGAAGGACUUCAGGGAGAAGUGGGAGUGAAAGUCUCUAUAUAAAUGCAUUAUUCUGAUAGUUUUGCACGUUAAGAACUAUUUGAACAUGGGACUGUAAUCUCUCCAGCAGGUACCUGGAAUCAUGAAGCAGCUUCCGGUCGACACUGUGCGGCUGCUGUCCAGCUCACAGGUCAUCACUUCUGUGCUGAAUGUGGUCAAGGAACUGAUGGAAAAUUCUCUGGAUGCUGGGGCUUCAAACAUUGACGUUAAACUGGAAAACUACGGCUUGGACCGGAUAGAAGUACGUGACAACGGCCAUGGCAUCAAAGCUGUGGAUACUCCUGUGAUGGCUGUUAGACAUUUCACUUCAAAGAUCUGCAGCCACGAAGACCUGGAGCAUCUGGAAACAUAUGGCUUCAGGGGAGAAGCACUGGGCUCCAUCUGUGCAGUGGCUGAGGUGGCUGUUACCACAAAGACAGAGGAGGACGAUGUCAGCACCCAGUACAUGCUUGACUUUAAAGGGAACAUUGUUUCUCAGAAGCCGUCUCACUUAGGUCAAGGUACAACAGUGAGUGUAAUGAAACUUUUCAGGAAUCUUCCAGUGAGGAGGCAGUGCUUUUCCUCCACAAAAAAGUGCAAAGAGGAACUAAAGAAAGUGCAGGACCUGCUGAUGGCCUACGCCAUUGUCAAGCCUGAAUUGAGACUCGUACUUGUUCACAAUAAGGUGGUGGUUUGGCAGAAGGCCAAGGUGGCCGAUAGCAGAAGUGCCCUCCUUGCUACGUUGGGGUCCAGUGCUGUUGCCAACUUGCUCCCUUGCCACCAUCACCAAGAGCAACCAGAGAUUGUUUUAGAGGGAUUUUUUCCCAAACCUGGAGCUGAUUAUUCCACUACAAGCUCAUCUAGUCCUGACAAAACAUUUCUAUUUGUCAACAACCGACCUGUUCAGCUAAAGGAAAUAAUGAAGCUGCUGCGCCAACACUACAGUGCUCAAUAUCCGGAUGACCCAGCACGGAAUCGUUAUCCAAUGCUCAUGCUUAAAAUCACAGUUCCACCUUCCUCAGUGGAUGUUAAUCUGACACCAGACAAGACCCAGGUUCUUCUUCACAACAAGGAGGCUGUGUUGACUGCAGUGGAGGCAUUGCUGGUCUCUCUCUAUGGCUUUCGACCUAACACUGAUCUCCCAGCUGAGAAGCAGCUCAGCCACAAGACAUUUGCCUCACCAUCUAAUCCUUUGCAGCCUCAUGAUUCACUACUGGACAGUGAGCCAAGUGCAGAGAGGGAUAACAGUCUCACCAACCACAGUGAUAACUGCCCCAAAGAUGCACUUCAACAUGGUGAUGCAGCUUCGUCAACAGCAAGCACAGAUGCUUCACUGCACAACCAGACCUCAAACUGCAGCUCUUCAUCCUCUGUAGCAGACGACUGGAUUGUCAGCCAGAUCCCAGUUGAGAUUGUCUCCAGCUUUUCUCUUUGUGAUGAUGAAGUGGCACAGAACUGCACUGAGACAACAGAAAUGGGUUCAGCAAGCAAAUCCCCAGAGAGAAUUACAGACAAUGUAGUGUCAGCUGCAGACAAAAGCAAAGACCAAAUACUAGCUGAGGACUGGAGCCGGGGUACAGCUCUGACAGAUCCCAUGUCAGGAGAACCUCUGCAGCCCGUGACAAUGCAUCAACCCUCCACACAUAAGCACUCUGACUUGGAUGAGGUCAAGAGUCAGAGCAGCUCGAGCAAAAAGUUCAAUGUUAUAACAGAGAAGCGGGCUGCUCUGACAGCCUACGAUCUGAUUAGUAGCCGUGCCAUGAGGGCACCGCUGUCUCCUGCUGCCCUGUUUGAGAAGGAGGCCAGAGCUGAGGUCCUAAGAGCAAAGCCCACAGCCAGUCUGCAGGAUAUCAGCAUCGCUGUCCACGAGAGGUGGAAAAACCUGGGGGAGGAUAACCGUAAGAAGUAUGAAGAGCAAGCAAAAAAGCACCUAGAACAGCACGACAAGAGGACCAGGUUAGCUUCAGCUGAAGGCCGCAGGGAGCUCAGUGUGAGCACCUCUAGCAGCCACAUGCAGGGUCAGAAACGCAAGGCCCCAUCAUCCAACCAGCAGCUGCUGGACGAACUCUUCUCUGCACAGCCCCAAAAAAAGAUGCAAAACCCUGCGCCUAAACUCUCACAGCCCCUCCCCUGCAGCAUGGUUGCCCUUCGGCUCCAGCUUCAGCGCCUCUCAUCCCAGAGCAGCACAGCACCACGGGGCCUCCGUCUUGUAAACCGGCUGGCCUCUCAGAGCGCCUGGGUCAUUUUAUGUGGUCAGAGGCUCAUGUUGUUAAACCCAUUUCGAGUGGAGGAAGCCUUGCUGUUUAAAAGACUUCUCGAGAAUAAUAUACUUCCAGCAGUGAGCCUGCAGAACCCUAUACAGUUAACAGAUGGGGGGGCUGAGUAUGCUGAGACUUUGUGCAACAUGGAGAAACACAGCCCUGAACUGAACGGAGGGGCCCUGUUUUCUGAUCCAAGGCUUGUGGCUAAUGGCUUUACAAUCAAACUCACUCCAGGCCUCACGUCAGCCGAGAGACAUCUGGAAGUGACAGCGAUGUCAGACUGCGUGCCUUUCCUCGGUGUGGAGGACCUCAGGGAGAUUCUGACUGCCGUUCUUCACAAGAAGGCCAGGACUGUGCAAGAGUGCCGGCCACUUAAAGUCACAAAUUACCUACAAGGGGAAGCUGUUCGUCUUGCCCGUCAGCUGCCCACAACCUUAUCAAGGGAAGAUGUGGAGGAAACCCUUCUGCGGAUGGAGCAGCAGCUGGGUGAGACCAACCGAACCUGCAUCCAUGGACGACCUUUUCUCCAACAUUUAUCUGACAUCCCCUCUACAGACCAGCAAGCAAAGGCUCUGCUGCGGCCUUUGGACCUAUAACAGUAGACAACUGGCUGAUUUAAAAGCAGCCAAUUAUUUUUGAAUUAGGGUUCAUAACCGUAUUUUCCAUUAAGUUUUAUUGCACACAGAACUGCUUAAGGCUGACUAAUAUAGUUGUUCUAUAAUAAGAAAAAUAAUUAGACUUUAUAAUGUAGACAAGCCAAAAGUUUGAUUUACUCAAAACAUGGAUGUGUUGAACUCAGUUUAAGUUGGAUAUGUUGAUUCCAGCAUCUUGAAUCUGCCUUUUGCUGGUUUUCUGGAAUAUCUUGAGUUGUCAACAGAACAAGACUUUUGGAAACAUUGGUCAACAUUUUUCACCAUAACCUGACAUUUUACAGACCACCCAACAAAUAGAUUGUGAGACAAUAAUGGGUAAUUAUUUAAGAAUGAAAGAACUGCUGGUUGCUGCAUCUAAGUGAGUGUGAGGCUUUUUAAAAGCCAAACCUAUUCAUAGAUGUUUGCUAGGAACUGAUAAAGUUUUCUCAGGACUGGGAGUUGUAGGCAUUUUAAUUUGGACUGAAGUUCAGUAAGUGGUAAAACUGCAACGCUUUGGUCUCAUUCAAGUUUUAUGGUUUAACCACAGUGUCCUCACACCGAUGAAUUACUCAGAUUUCAAUCUCAAUUCAGUCAUUUAAUAAAAAUGAGCCUACAAGACCAAAUAAUCAAUGUGUAAUUAUUAUUAGCAUUAGCAUGCAAAAUUAGUGCAGCUUUACAACAUCAGUUUCAGUUUGGUUUAUGUUUAGAUCUGCACUUUGGAGGUGUUUUAUUUUCUGCAAUAUGCUUCAUAUUUUGGUUUUGAGGCAUGUUUCUUGCAUACAUUGCAUUUUCUUGGCUUAACAACAGUCUCCAAACUGCAAUGACACCUGACUCUCUAACUUGAUUUCUGUCCAAAAGCCAGAGUAUCUCCCGAAGCCUCAUUGUGGCACCUUCGGAAUGAGUAUUGGCAAGCUCCAAGUCAGAGAUGUGCACUGUGCCAGCUACUACCCAUAAUUCUUUUCCCUCAAUUAGUGUCAGCUGCUCGGCCUUUAGUAUUGACAGAUAGUUGUAUAUUAUCCCUGGCUGCAUUAAAUGCUUCAGAGAUUUGCACUGUAAUUUCAACCACAAAGUUUAACAAAUCCUUGACACUGUGCUAACUUGUAGUAGUGCCACUUCCUAAAGACAUUAGUCCAUUAUGCCACCAUUCUGGUGUUUGGUGUUGCUUGAGGUUUUCUGUGGGGAAUUAAAUUGAACUAGGGAAAAAAAAAGAAGCCGGAUGAGGGUAGAAGAAAGAAAAGCUUGUAAUUUUCUUCAUCAUUCACAUAAUUUCCUCAUAAUUUUUUGUACCUGAUGCAAUGAUGAGUGGUGGUAUCUCAAAAAUGUCAGUAUAGAAGUACAGUCUGAUUUGACCACAUUUGGGGAACAAGAAUACAUAUAGCCACACAAGGUUUUCAGUCAUCGCCUUUUCAUAUGGACACUGAAUCCCACCACAGGGAAAUGUGCAAUCUGAUCUCUAAACUUAUGAUAAUAUUAUAGUUAGGACUAUGAAAGGUCAGACCACAGCACACGUCUUGUUUUACGUGGCCUCUGCUGACAGAACUCACAGAUGGCUUCAGCAUUGCUGCAGGGCCAACACUCUGCAAAGUGCCUCUGGGAAAGGGAUAAAUGCCAGUGAGGACCCAUGCCCCUCCUUUCACCUCUCUCCCCUCAGCUCCUCACUCCCACAUGGACUCAUGUUUGAAACUUCUCACUGUUGGAUGCGUGCUCCUCAGUUGCUUAUGUCCAGAAAUGCGGACAGCAGCAGAAUCUACUUUGCACACGCUGCCUUCGGCACCCAGGGGCAUAUCCGAGUAAUUGGGGAGGAUUAACUGAUGAUCAUCUUUUGACCAUGUGACCACACUGUUUAAAAGGUCAGCAAUGGUUCAUUUUGCCAGCUGUCUUUUAAACCACCUGUUGCACUGUUUUUGACAUUUUCUGCAAUCAAAUUCAGGUAUUUGCUAAUGAUUAACCCGGCGGGAGGAGCGGAAAAAAGGAGCAGUUUUGGAAUGCGCGCAAAAUGUUUCACUUAUUCAUUUCACAUACAGCGUCAUCUAGAUAGUUUUCUGCUCUCUUAUUACCGCCUUAAUGUGCAGAGCUACUUCUUCUCAGGUCGUAUUCAGCAGCUAGGGCAACUGUACACCACUUUAACAACCCAGAGGUAACCGUAGACUUUAACAGAGUCAUCAAAUCCAAAAUAAAAUGACAUGAACUAUAUUUAACCCCUUUCCUUCUCUAUUUUUGGAACUGUUAUGAGAGGUUUUUACAUAGAAUACUUUGCCUGGUACUGGGUAUGAGCACCACCUGUUUCUGUUUAGGAAUAUAGAACUAGGUGGAGAGAAAGACAGUAUUUUUAUAUACCCUGAGGGAUGCCUGAACAUAUAAAGUUAACUGCAUCACCCUUAAAUGUAGUAAUGACUUGAGAAAAUAGCACAAAAACAUGAUCUCAUGUUUAGAGCAUAAUCAAAGUUAUUAAUAACUGUUGCAUUUUUCCUUUACUGUAUUGCUUAAAUGGCCACCAAAGCGACUAAAGACAAAAUACUUUAACUGAAGUGGCAGCCUCCAUCUGAAUUUCCCUUUUCUCCACAUUUGAGCUGCAUUUGACAACUGUAAUUUCCCAAAAAGAGCAAUUUGAUAAACUCAGUCCUGUUGGGAUUGACCAGGUGUGAGGGGUUGAAGGCAGGGAACUUCUCUCUCAAGUCAGCUGUUUAUAUCCCUUUUUUAUUUGUCCUAAAGUGUGCUCUGGUUGACUGUCUUGCCACCUUCUGAGACGGCCAGCUGUUUACCCUAUAUACAGAACCACCACAGUAGGAACACUUUAAGCAUGGUUGGAAGAUGCUUGAUGCAAACUAGCUCAUUUCAAGCAUACUCCACCAUCUUUGUUCUAUUGCUGCAACGCUAGCAUAUUGAUGUCUUGUAAGUCCAUGAGGGUUGGACACACUUAUGUGCAUGACAUGAAAAUAAAGAAACCAAUCAGUCAAUAAAUCAACCUUUACUCAAAAACAAAUCAAAAUAUUCAAAACAAAGCAACAAAUAAUAACCCAACAUAUCUGAAAAGUAGUAGGCCGAAGCAUAAACGUAUUUACUCCUACCCCUUCUCCAUCUAAGCCAUCAGUCACUCAGUACCCUACUCCCAUAGUUAUUUAUGUCCAUAUUAACAAACAAAAUGGGAAAUAAAUAACAUAAAAAACAAUUAUUAAAUAAUUAGUGAUAUACCUGUGUCAAAACCCCUCCUCCUCGUACCUCGUGAAGACCAUAUUUUUAUAUUUUUGUACUGCUUUUUAAACUGGGUUGUGCUUGGACAUUGCUUGAGUCCCACCUCCAAUCCAUUCUAUAACCUCUCUCCACGUAUAGAAGGACAAAAUGACCUUAAUGUUACGCAAAAUCUUCCAUGUUUAAAUUUUAAAUCCUUCCUCCAUUAAAUAACCCCCAUCUUUGUAAAAAAAACAAAAAAAAAAACAAAUUCUGAAUAUUUACAGGAAGUUGGCUGUUUGUUGCUGAGUGCAUUAUUUGUGCUGUUUGAAAUCCUUGAUAAUUUUUUGGAAUAACAUACUGUAGCUCUUAGGGGUUCUUAGAAUAACAUAUGCUUUUUCUCAUACUGUACAUUACGUAAGCACCUCCUGCCCAAAACACUCCGUUUAAGCUCCUGUCUCUUGAAGGCUGCUCUCCUGAAAAGCAAGGUAACGGUUAUAUACUGUAACCUUAGAUCUUUAGCUAUGCUGAGAUUGUCCACCUGUCCACAGUUAUGUGCUGCAUAUUCUGAAUUACCUUUUUCUCAUGAACAUAUACCAGAACAUCUGCACCACAUUUGAGACCAGUUACACCAGUUGCUAUUUUUGGACACUUUGUACACGUUGUAAUUGACAUAUCUCUUCACUUUGUGGAAAGAAACCUGUAUAACACACAUAUAUGCGUAUGAAACUUUACUUACAACGUACUUCAGUUGUACUGUAUCCACCUGCAUAUGUACUGUCUUCAAUACAGUACCUCUGCAAAGCGGCUAAAUAAAAAUAAAUAACAGUUUGUUUUUUACAGUAGCAAGAGCUCAGAUGUUGUUCUAGAUCCAGUGUAAAUAUUUCAUAAGUGAACCACUGAACUGUCAAAAUGUCUGAGUGGUAUUAUGCUGAGCAAGCACUUAGCAUGGGUGAGAAAAUCCCAGCAGCUAGCAGCUACUGUUUAUUUAUACUGUUUAUUAUUAUUAUCAUUAUUAGUAGUAGUAAUAAUAAUUAUAUACUUUCUUGUCAUAUAAUAUCUAUCUGUCUGUCUGUCUAUCUGUCUGCUUAUUAUUAUUAGUAGUAAUAAUAACAGCUAUGCUCACAGCUUGUUAGCAUUGCUGUAGACGCUGCAGUGGUGCUUUGCGCAUUUGUAUAUUAACCUUUUCUAAUUGGCACAAAAUGUACAGCACAACUGAACUCUUUAGUCAUGCAAGUACUUUGCCACAAACCAGUCGGCUCUAAGGGAACAGCUUUGGGAGCCUCAGAGCUGUUAGAAUUCAUUCACCAACACAGGUUUCCACCUGCCAAACAAACUGAGCACACCCACCAGCUUGUAGGCAUUGUUCAAAAUUUAUUUGAUUGUUUCCUCAUUUCCUCAUUAACCUUUUAGUGGACAUGGAAUAUCAUUAGUGUAUAGUCACUGAAAUACCUGAUUGUCAUGCUCAAACUUUUUUUCUUUUUUUUUUUUUACCAAACUUCUGCACACUGAGAGCUAUUAGCCAGUAUUUUAGUAUUUCCACAGGUAUUCGUAGUGUCAUCUCUACGUGUCAUCCUGCCAACACCAUUUUACUCAUUCCGCCCCAGAUCAUCACACUCCCACGUCUUUGCUUCACUGUCAGGACAAUGCAUUCACUGUGGUUGCUAGGUUCAUGCCAAACAUGUUCAUCUGAGCUGAACAAAUCAAUCGUGGUCUUAUCUAACCAAGCUAUGUGCUCCCAGUAUUUAUCUGGCUUCUUUAUAUGUUGUGUAGCGAAAUUUUAUCUUCUUCUAUGUCGAAGAGUAAAGAACUGACAUAAUGAAGUAUUUUUCACACUGUCUGAGCUUCCAACAAAACCCUGUUUUCCAAGGAUAAACCCUGUGCCAAGUCUGAAACACUUACUCUAGAUUGUGCAAGUAGUGCAUUGUCUGAGGCAAUCAUUUCCGAAGGACAACUACUGCGGACUGAUGAGUAGUACUAUGGAUCACUCUGUACCUCAUGAUUACUGCUGCUUUUCUAUGUGGAACCCUGAUGCAAACAUGCAGCUAGACACAGAUCACAGGUCAAAAACUUAGAAAGUGCUUGUAUUCACAUGUCAUUUUAGAACCAUGAUCAUGUGAUUAGGCUCACUGGAAGUCAAAGCUGUACUCAAUUUUGUUUUAGUGAUCACAGGUUUUCUAACUUGUAUGUCAGUGAUCCCAGGUGUUUCCACUUUUAAUCCACUGAGUUUCUAUUUUGGGGCCUGUAUUUUUAGCAUAGUUUCUCUGAGGUAUCUGUUUUUGAGUGUCUGUAAGAGGAAAUAAAUUACUUGUCAACAUAGCAAUAAAAAAAUGUUUAAAAGAAA